CGAGGGACUUGUUUUAAAAACUUACAUUCUCAUUUAAACAACGCUUCACUCCGCUACUGAAAACCCCAACCCUCUCAUCUUCCCCAAACCCCCGAAACCCUAACCCUAACACCUCAAAAUGUCGAUGUCAAAAGGCUCAAAGAUGCUCCAAUUCAUCAACUACCGUAUGCGGAUCACAAUCCAGGACGGCCGGCAGCUAGUCGGCAAGUUCAUGGCCUUCGACCGCCACAUGAACCUCGUAAUCGGCGACUGCGAGGAGUUCCGCAAGCUUCCACCAGCAAAAGGUUCCAAAAACUCCGAAGAACGCGAAGAUCGUCGCACUCUCGGCCUCGUUCUUUUACGUGGCGAAGAAGUUAUCUCCAUGACCGUCGAAGGCCCUCCGCCGCCCGACGAAAACCGCGCCAAAGCUGUUGGAGCCGCCGCGUUGGCCGGUCCAGGUCUCGGCCGUGCUGCCGGACGUGGAAUUCCCACGGCGCCGUUGGUUCAAGCUCAACCGGGUUUAGCUGGACCGGUUCGGGGGAUUGGUGGACCGGCUCCUGGAAUGAUGCAGCCGCAGAUUUCUAGACCGCCUAUGAGUUAUCCUCAGGCGCCGGUGAUUAGGCCUGGGCAAAUGCCGUAUCCUGGACAGGGGCCUCCACCUCAAAUGCCACGUGGACCGCCUCCGCAAAUGCCGGUUCAGUUUGCGCAACGGCCGCCUGGGCCUGGGCAGUAUCCGGUGCCGCCUCCCGGUCAGUUUGGACAGAGGCCUAUGGUUCCUCCGCCGAAUAUGAUGAGAGGUCCGCCACCGCCAGCUGGAGCUCCGAGACCUGGAAUGCCGGGCCCGCCGCCUCCUGCGAGACCGGGAAUGCCGCCGCCUGGUGCGCAGAUGCCCGGGUUUGGACCGCCUCGCCCUGGAAUGCCGCCUCCACCGAAUAAUCAGCCGCAGCAGUAGAGUGGUGAGUGGUAGUUUUCCAUCCAGGCAGCAGCAGCAGCAGAAACAAGCCUCACCUUGAAACUACUAUUCGUAAAGAGUUUAAAUAUCAUUCCGCACAAGAGUUUAAAUCCGAGGUUAACUACUCAAUCAUGCUUAGCUUUAAUGGUAGUUUCUGAUAUGUAGUGUAAUUUUCCUUCUUUCUUCCAUAUAUCUUGUGAUCGAUCUUUUUAAUGUUGAAUAUUUUGCCCUUUUGAACUAAAUGUGUAAAAGUGGGUUAGAAUUUACUUGAUUAUGUCGGGAAGAUUUUGUUUUAAAAAGCGACACUGAAAUCCAAGAAAACAGUUCGUUAAA
This is a messenger RNA of Helianthus annuus (common sunflower), 1264 nucleotides long. RefSeq names its product small nuclear ribonucleoprotein-associated protein B'. Bases 119 to 931 code for a protein of 270 amino acids. Gene Ontology annotation, molecular function: RNA binding. Gene Ontology annotation, biological process: mRNA splicing, via spliceosome. Gene Ontology annotation, cellular component: U1 snRNP; U2 snRNP; cytoplasm. The record is from RefSeq and is a predicted model, not a curated record. The transcript is spliced from 2 exons. NCBI's taxonomy places the organism in Eukaryota, Viridiplantae, Streptophyta, Magnoliopsida, Asterales, Asteraceae.